This is a messenger RNA of Coregonus sp. 'balchen', 5592 nucleotides long. The record is from the annotation of a GenBank genome assembly. NCBI's taxonomy places the organism in Eukaryota, Metazoa, Chordata, Actinopteri, Salmoniformes, Salmonidae.
GAGAGAGAGAGAAAGAGAGAGAGAAACACACUAAGGGGUGUGUCAUAGCAAUUUAGUUCCUCAAGGAAGUACAACUGAAAAUUAUCUUGAGACAGGGUGGCGAGCAGCAAAGAUAGAAGCGACACAGAGGGAUUUUCUUUUAUUUUCACCUGGUAAGAUGAAGGGAUUCCAUUAACGAGUGCUCAAUGCUGACAACCUGAGCCACGUGCCGUGGGGACUUAGACGUUUGACACAAAGGAGGGAGGGGGACUCUCACACACACAGGUAAGAAGGCUCUCAGGGCUUUCUCUAUCUGAUAACAACUCAACCAUGUAUUUUCUAUGCACAGAUACCUUUGACAGACAUAACAUACACUCUUGCAAAUAUAACACUUGUGUUAUUAUUAUAGCAAGCUUGUUGUUUUUUGUUAUAUCUUUCAAUACAGUUUAGGCCUAUGUGGAUAAAGUGAGAAGGAACGUGGUACUGAAGAACCAAAUAAGAUCAUGUGUGAAUUCCUCUUCGAUACUUUUCUAACUUACACUUGACUUGGGAGGCGUGUACGUACACUCAGAGUCAUGCUGGAACAGGUACAAACAGAACCCACCCCUGACAGACAGAUUUAUAACUGAGAAGAGAAACCAUCUGUGUCUGGUGGAGCUUGCACAAUCAAACCCUGAGCUGUGGACAUUAUUUUCCUCUACUAGCCUACAUGGAUUGAGAGUGCCAGAGAGCCAGUCAGAGCGAAAGACAAAGACAGGGAAAUGACACAGCAAUGUGUUGGACAGACAGUAAUGGGUAAAAACAAGAUUGGUGAUGAUUUUUCACCACAAACUAACUGCUUUGUUUCGCUUCCCUAUUAAGCCAGCAGAGUUGUGUGUCAGUCUUGAACAACAACUCUUCAAAGACUUUGAGAAACGUUACAAGACUGACAAAACGUGCAAAUAUUAUACUGUAUGAACACUUUUCAAUGAGAAACUGCCAGAAUCAAACAGCAAGCAUUCAUUGAAUUAACACUAUCAGUCCAACACCAUUGUUAAUGAAGCAAUACUGUUGUGAUGCCAGUUUUUGGUCCAUUAUUGUGCCGCAUGCUGAACCUGCUCAAACGGGACAUAGCCUGAUUUAGAAACCUAUACCAACUGAAUGCUGAGAGAGAGAAACUGGAAAGUUCCACACUUUUGUGAGGUCCUCAAUUGAAAAGAAAGGACCUGAGCUCAGGAUAAUGGCACCAGGAGUGUGUUCAAUGAGGUGGUAGAACUGCAUAUAUUCUCUGUUUCAUAUGAUUAAAAGUCAUGUCCAUCCUAUAUAAUAUAUUUCUAUCUGAAAUACCCUAAACAUUUCGCCCUUCUGAACAGACACUAUAUGAACUGGGAGGCCUCAAUGCCCCAUAAUACCACUCAAGUCUGGUGACAGGCAGUGGGUGACAUAAGCCUCCAGGGCUAGUGUUAGUGGAACAUGUCUGCUGGACCUGGUGGUUUGUAAUAGCAGCAGUAGUCACAUUCUGUCCAGGGAAGUGGAAGGGACUCCCCAAUUCCCCUGCUAAGCCCUGUGAGAGUCCAGAGGAUUUACCUACACACACACACACACGUACACACACACCCUCAGCAGUCAUCUAUGGAAUGCUAAAUAUUUCCCCCUCCCGCCCCGGCCCCCUGCGCAUAAUCUUCCAAUCAGCGAUCACUAUCUCCAAGUCAGUCAGCACAGCUCUUCUUGAUCCACACAACCUGCCCUCCUAACACUGGUCAUGGAAGACCCACAUUGCUUGGCUUUUCCUAUUCCUGAAUGUGUAAUAAUGUCUGGUUUGUUAUAGGAGAAGUUAGUGCUCUUCCAUCCAUAGCCUAAUGGAUAGCAACUCAAAUUAACCUUCUUGAGUGCUCUUUAAAUGUGUACAUGAUCAUUGUUGCUGUACUCCACAUGAACUGUGUACACAUAAAAUGCAUUAUCAGUCCGCCCUGUGCUGUCCAUUACAGGAGAGCGGUUUUUAUUGUACUCUCGGCUGUCGCAUGAAGACAACCAAAAAAGUAUAUUUAUACUGUAAACAAUUGACCCUUAGCAGACUAGUCAAAUAAACAGAGUGAACUUUCCUUUAAGCCCAGCCAAAGAGACAGCUGUCUCCAGCUGUGGCUCCAUAUUUUUGGAGGGAGGAUACAUGGCUGAUGGGUGUGCACGUCUCUCAAUCCCCACUGGGCUUUUCUGCACUGGAAUGAGAUUGAGAGCAAAUCUGAAAUAGCUAUCAUGCUGUUCCACUUCCAUUAUCAUCGUUAAGGGAAAUUAAUCUAAUGAAUGUUCCCACAGAGAGCUGAGGCUUUGUACUGGAACGUACCAUUAGAAAUGUGACACUGGGUAAGCAUGUAAUAAAAACCCAGUGGGAUGUCAUAUGGGAGAUGUGUGUUAGCUGAUUAUGGAACAUAGCCUAUUAGCGAGGUAUGCUUAUUAGUAUGUCAGGAUCAUAUGAUUUAUUGGUGGAAAAGUCAUUUGCAUUCAGUGCUUACUGCAUCAAUUGUGAGUCAGAUAGAUUACUGUCAUUUGGAUCACGCAUGCAUGCACGAGUGCACACACUCCUGGACCCGUAUUCAUAAAUCCUUUCAGAAUAGGACCAUUUCCUGUCUGUCUGAGACCCUUUGUGAAUACGGGCCCUGAAGCAAUUUAAAAAGACCCAUCUGUGUGAAAGCCUUGUUGCCACUUAAAGGAUGCCCCAAUGUAAGACCUUUGCCUAAGGGAGGAUUCCAAGCCAGUAAAUAUACACUCUUAGGAAAAAAAAAAGGUGUUAUCUAGAACCUAAAAGGGCUCUUCGGCUGUUCUUAUAGGAGAACCCUGUCCACAGAGGGUUCUACAUGGAACGCCAAAGGGUUCUUCUACCUGUAAGCAAAAAUAGUUUUUCCUAUGAACCUGGAACCCUUUUUUCUAAGAGUGAAGGAUAGCCAUUGGGUCUAGGGCCAUGACUUUCUCCAUUCCCCCUGUUCUGAUGCAAUCUAGGAGCACUUGUAGAAACAUGCCUGAGCUAUGCAGCCUACCUGCCUCUCUCACAUACUUGUCCACACAGGCCUUAAGUGGGGAUUCAGCACUGAAAUUAUCAGCACAGGAUGAUUGUGUAUGCUCUCAACAUGUAACAGAAACCAAUGGUAGGAAUUGUGUAACCUUAUAUACGUAGUACAUGCCCAUUUUUACAAUGUUGAAAAUCAAAUCAAAUCAAAUCAAAUCAAAUUUUAUUGGUCACAUGCGCCGAAUACAACAGGUGCAGACAUUACAGUGAAAUGCUUACUUACAGCCCUUAACCAACAGUGCAUUUAUUUUAAACAAAAAAGUAAGAAUAAAACAACAACAAAAAAAGUGUUGAGAAAAAAAGAGCAGAAGUAAAAAAUAAAGUGACAGUAGGGAGGCUAUAUAUACAAUAGAAUAAAGUGACAGUAGGGAGGCUAUAUAUACAGGGGGGUACUGUAUGAUGUCGAAAUGAUGUGGCCACAAUGUAAAGAUACACAAAUAACAAUUUCAUCCAUGUAUAAAGGCUUAUACUAGAAAGUGGUACCUUCUGAGCAUUAGAUUAUUUGUUACAUGUAAGCUAGGCCCAAUUCCACAGGUGUACCAUGUAACCUACUGUGUUAAUUUGAUAUUAAAUACAUCAAAUUAACAUGCAACACAGCUGCAGGACAAGGCUGCAAUGACACUAGUCCUGUUAAACGGUGUGUGGUGCAACAGUUUUGUGUGUUUACGUGAUGUAGGUACACUCAUGUCCUCCCAUGAGGGGUGGCUCUCUGUAUCCUCACUCCCCUGACAGGGACACUGGGUGUGGGGAGAGGCUGUAGCCUCGGUGGGUAUUACCCAUGGAACAUUCCCUGGGCCUAAUGUAUGUCUCAGUUGGAUUCUCUGUGAUACAAAAACAAAAAGCCCAGAAAACUGAACAGAGGGAGCUCAGCAGAAAUCCUGUGGCACAGCUGAGCUAUGAGUUAGAAAUACCAUAAUAAGCGAUCUCUGCUCACUUCUCUCUCCUAAACCCCAGGUAAGCAUGGAGUCAUUCAGCUCCAAGGAUAUGGCCAUGCAGGCCCAGAAGAAGAUCCUCAGCCACAUGGCCAACAAGUCCAUGGUUCAUAUGUUCAUAGACGACACCAGCAGUGAGAUCCUGGACGAGCUCUACCGCGUUUCCAAAGAGUAUUCAGGCAACCGCUCCGAGGCCCAGAAGGUGGUGAAGGACCUGAUCAAGAUAGCAGUGAAGAUCGGCGUGCUGUUCAGACACAACCGUUUUAGCCCAGAGGAGCUGAGUCUGGCCCAGGACUUCAAGAAGAAGCUGCAUCAAGGAGCCAUGACAGCCAUCAGCUUCUGUGAGGUAAACAUGCCGGCACCUUGUAUAACAGUAUCAUGUUACAGUGAGUUAAUCGAUCAUAUACCUCUAUGUAUUAACGGCCCAUUAGUUUCUAUGAAAACAGAUAAAAGAGGAUGACAACAUAAUAACAACAUUGUCAUCAUAUCUCUAUUUCCCACUUCUUCUUGUUCAGGUGGAGUUCACCUUUGACAAAACAGUAAUGUCGGAGAUCCUGACAGGAUGCAGAGAUCUGCUGUUGAAGCUAGUUGACUCCCACCUCACGCCCAAAUCCCAUGGUCGCAUUAACCACGUAUUCAACCAUUACGCCGAUCCCGAGCUUCUGACCCAGCUGUACAACCCUGACGGACCCUUGAAACCAAACCUCACCAAAAUCUGCACCGGCCUCAACCAUCUGCUGGAGGAGGGGACGUUAUGAGUGUGAGCAAGUCUAUGAUUGUGAGAGAGACACUGGGAUAUCUGCUUGGAGGGGUCUACUUAGAACUCAAGAGAGGACUGUGUGCAAGGACAGGAAGUGACCAUGCUCUAAAUCAGAACUGGCGAGAUUUGUGACCCAAGUUUUACUUGAUGUAGUCACUCACUGAUCUGUUAUUUUCCAAAAGGGUACUCCACAAAGUGAAACAAUAUGAGAAUAUGCAGGAUGAUGUAAAGUUAAUGUCUCCUGUUGAAUUGUGUCUCAAAGGAUGGAGUUCCUGGAAAGUCAGGAUUAGGCUAAGAUUGUGUCAAACCACCUGAUUUUUAUACAGUGGAAUUUCCAUCCAAGGUUUCACAUACUCAUUUACUACUCUUCCAGUUUUUCUGCUGUUUUUUUCUCUCUCUUAAGUUCCAUAUUAUGUACUGUAUAGGGAAAGAGAAACCUCAAGGAUUUCACAAUACUGUCUGACAGAAUGGAAACAAGGGUUAAAAGCAAGAGGUGAAAUAUAAGAAUAUAAGAAUAGAGUACUACCAUCUAGUGGUCUAGCUGGCAAUGACUCAGUACUGCACGUAUCAAUGAAAAAGGAAAAGCAUAUUUACAAAAACAGUGAACAUCUACUGGAGAUACAAGACAGUCAUUUUAUAAGACCCAAAGAGAAACUGUAUUGGAAUAUUUAAGAACUGGCUCUAAAAUAAUUCAGUCUUAUUUGGGCCUUGUACAUCAUAGGAUUGGAAAAAAAUAAAAAUGCCUGGAGCCUUUUCUUUAUGGUCUAUUUGUGAAUAUAUUGACUUUACAUCUUUAGUUAGUGUUAUUAAAUGUACAAUAUGUGCAAUUUAUCAACACAUUAACAACAAUGUGAUACAUACACUACCAGUCAAAGGUUUGG